AAUAUCUGAAGUUACGCGGGUUUUUCUUUUAUGGACGGAGUAAAUUUCAUUUGGAUUGAAUAUUGGAUUUCCGUAGCAUGACCCUUUCAGAUCAUUCUCUCUCUCUGCUGUGGGCAACUAUCAAUUUUUAUCCCAAUCAACAGAUAUCCUUCAAAUGCCAACAUUGGUCUUUCAGUGAAGGUUUUAGUACUGUAUAUGACCUUGCAACAUUGUCCAGUUGUCACAUAUUGUAUGCAUGUUAUAUUGAAAUUAAUCAGUCAAAAACUGUUGUAUCAAUGUGUAUAACUUCUGAACUGAGUUCUAAAAAGCUGGCAGAAAAUUUCAGUCUGUUACAGGAAUGUGGGUAUCACCAGCUGCUUAGCAGAUGAUGGUUCGUCGUGGGAUAAUAGCAUGGCUGUCUCGAAUAGUAGCUAUACUUGUGUUCCUCUGCUGUGCAGCAUCUGUGUUCUACAUGUUGACCUGCACUCCAGGAGGUAACCAUCAGCUAUCUGCAUUCCUCGGAGUUAACAGCCCAACAGGAAAAGAGGAAUAUCGGGCAAUCCUACAAAAAGGAGAAGAAUAUUAUUGGGACCAUAUCAAUAGCCUGAAAAGACAAAUUGCUGAACUGAAAGAUAAGCUUCAGGAAAGGAGUAAACCACUGAAGAACAUGCAAGGUCAAGAUACUGACAAGCUGGGGGUUAGACUAGACCUAGGAAACUCUGAGAAGUCCCAGAAAGCCCUAAUGCAGUUCCUCCAUUCCCAGAUUGACAAAGCAGAAAUACAUACUGGCAUCAAGCUACCAACUGAAUAUGCUGCACUGCCCUUUGAGAGCUUCACCCAACAAAAAAUUUAUCAAUUGGAGAUGGGACUUUUACGUCAUCCUGAGGAGAAGCCUGUGCGCAAGGAUAAGAAGGAUGAAUUGGCAGAAGCUAUUGAAUCAGGUCUGGAGAUUUUAAAUAGGCCAAAGAGUAACAGCAGCAUAAAUCAUCGAAUAUACUCCAUCUCUGAUUUCAUAGAAGGCAUUCGCCGGACUGAAAGAGAUAAAGGCACACUAUAUGAGUUGAUAUUCAAAGGAGACAAAGAAUAUGAAUUCAAGCGUAUUGUUCUGUUCAGACCAUUUGGCCCCAUCAUGAAUGUUGCAAAUGAAAACCUCAAUAUGGCCCACACUCUUAUUAAUGUCAUCGUGCCACUGGCAAAAAGGGUCAGCAAGUUUCAGCAAUUUAUGCACAAUUUCAGGGAGGUGGCUAUGCAGCAAGAUGGAAGAAUUCACCUGACUGUAGUGUACUUUGGAACUGAACAAAUGAGCAAAGUCAAAGGAAUCCUAGAAAACAUAUCCAAAUCAGCUAAUUUCAGAAAUUACACAUUUAUUCAGCUGGAUGAAGUGUUCUCCAGGGGGAAAGGUCUGGAUGUGGGUGCAAGAUUUUGGAAAGGAACCAAUGUUGUACUUUUUUUCUGUGAUGUGGAUAUACAUUUCACAAUGGAAUUCCUGAACACAUGUAGAUUAAACACACAACCAGGAAAGAAAGUAUUCUAUCCUGUUCUUUUCAGCCAGUACAAUCCAAGUCUAAUAUAUGGACAUCAUGAUUCCAUUCCACCCUUAAAACAACAGCUGGUAAUAAAAAAAGAGACAGGAUUUUGGAGAGACUUUGGGUUUGGAAUGACUUGUCAAUUUCGUUCUGAUUACAUCAAUAUUGGAGGGUUUGAUCUUGACAUUAAAGGAUGGGGAGGAGAAGAUGUACAACUGUACCGUAAAUAUCUUCACAGCAACCUCAUGGUUAUCAGGACACCAGUCCGGGGACUUUUCCACCUCUGGCAUGAAAAGCAUUGCUUAGAUGAGCUGACACCAGAACAAUACAAGAUGUGCAUCCAGUCUAAAGCUAUGAAUGAAGCUUCUCAUGACCAGCUAGGUCUGCUGGUCUUCCAACGGGAGAUUGAAGCUCAUCGCCGUAAACAAAAAGCAAACAAUAGGAAUAUAUGAAGGCAAAAUGGGUCUUUCACAAAGCAAAAAUAAAACCUAGAUUGUAGUUUAAGAACAGCUUCUAGGGAGUAAGGAAAUUCUUGCACUUAGAUGGGUCUUCAUAAACUUUUAUGUUUGUGAUAACCAGUAUCAUACAAAUAGAUUUCAAAUGAUAGGACAGGUCUUUUUUUGGUUUCUCUUACUUUUGCAUCUCCAGCCGUGUGAGAUCCCAAUCGCCAGAAAAGAUUUGGGAUUGUAUAGAGCAGGGGUGGG
Pantherophis guttatus is the source of this 2209-nucleotide messenger RNA. RefSeq names its product chondroitin sulfate N-acetylgalactosaminyltransferase 1 (gene CSGALNACT1). Gene Ontology annotation, cellular component: Golgi cisterna membrane. The record is from RefSeq and is a predicted model, not a curated record. Lineage: Eukaryota; Metazoa; Chordata; Lepidosauria; Squamata; Colubridae. Gene Ontology annotation, molecular function: glucuronosyl-N-acetylgalactosaminyl-proteoglycan 4-beta-N-acetylgalactosaminyltransferase activity.